Molecule: messenger RNA, 1545 nt
Organism: Apis laboriosa (Himalayan honeybee)
Lineage: Eukaryota; Metazoa; Arthropoda; Insecta; Hymenoptera; Apidae
Product: probable cytochrome P450 49a1
Exons: 10
Coding region: 1-1545 (514 amino acids)
Molecular function (GO): heme binding; iron ion binding; monooxygenase activity
Source: RefSeq, a predicted model, not a curated record
AUGCAAAUUUUAAAUUGUAAAUUCACUAAAUUAUUAAAAAAUACUGUCAAACAAUCAAAUAAUAUUAUAAAAGCAACUUUGACAACAGAGAUCGAAGAGCAAGAUUGGUCGCGGUGUCGUCCUUAUUCCGAAAUUCCUGGACCUAGACCCAUUCCACUUUUAGGCAAUACAUGGCGAUUUAUACCGUUUAUAGGUGAUUUCAAAAUACAGGCAGUAGAUCAAGUGUCGAAGAAAUUAUAUAAAGAAUUUGGAGAUAUUGUGAAAAUAGAAGGUCUAUUAGGUAGACCAGAUAUGGUGUUCAUCUAUGAUGCAAAUGAAAUCGAACGUAUUUUCAGACAAGAAGAAAGAAUGCCAUACAGACCUUCCAUGCCUUCGUUAAAUUACUACAAACAUGUGCUUAGAAAAGAAUUCUUCAAAGAAAAUGCCGGCGUGAUUGCUGUACAUGGUGAGAGUUGGUACAAUUUCCGCAGUAAAGUGCAACAAGUAAUAUUACAACCACGAACUGCAAGAAUGUACAUUACCUCUAUGGAAGAGGCAAGCUUAGCGUUUCUUCAAAGGAUCAAGAAAAUACGUAAUAAGAAUGACGAAGUACCUGACGAUUUUCUAAAUGAGAUUCAUAAAUGGUCACUGGAAUCUAUUGCACGUGUAGCAUUGGACGUUCGACUCGGUUGCUUGGACGAUGACGCUAACAUAGAAACCCAACAAUUAAUCGAUGCGGUUACCACAUUCUUUAAGAACGUAGGAAUAUUAGAAUUAAAAAUCCCAUUCUGGAAAUUAUUUAAUACUCCUACUUGGUUGAAAUAUGUGAAUGCUCUCGAUACCAUAUUAAGUAUAACGUCUAAAUAUACAACGGCAGCUCUCUCGAAGACAAAAGAAGCAGAGAAAUCUGACAAAGAACCGUCUUUGCUGGAAAGAGUUUUAACACUAGAAAACGAUACAAAAUUAGCUACGAUACUUUCUCUUGAUUUAUUUUUAGUUGGUAUCGAUACGACAUCCAGCGCGGUUGCAUCAACGCUCUAUCAAUUAGCAUUGCAUCCUGAUGAGCAAGAUCGUGCUUACAAUGAAGUGUGCAACAUCCUUCCGAACAAAGAUAUGCAACUUGAUGGGAAACAUUUGGAUAAAUUGAAAUAUUUAAAAGCAUGUAUUAAGGAAACGUUAAGGAUGUAUCCGGUGGUUAUCGGCAAUGGACGAUGCAUGACCAAAGAUACAAUAAUCAAAGGAUAUCGCGUACCAAAAGGCGUUCAAGUGGUCUUUCAACAUUAUGUCAUAAGUAAUCUUGACAAGUAUUUUCCACGUAGCGACAAGUUCCUUCCAGAGAGAUGGUUUCAAAGUGACGGCGUGCGUCAUAGCUUUGCCUCGCUUCCGUUCGGUUACGGAAGAAGAAUGUGUCUCGGUCGACGUUUCGCCGAGCUCGAGAUGCUCAUUGUAAUCAGUAAAAUUUUGCAACGUUACAAAAUUGAAUAUCACCAUGAGAAAUUAGAGUAUUACAUAAAUCCUAUGUACACGCCUAAAGGAUCCUUAAAUUUAAAAUUUAUUGAUAGAUAA